This is a messenger RNA of Epinephelus moara (kelp grouper), 1575 nucleotides long. RefSeq names its product clusterin associated protein 1 (gene ift38). The record is from RefSeq and is a predicted model, not a curated record. Gene Ontology annotation, biological process: cilium assembly. The coding region runs from base 137 to 1465 and encodes 442 amino acids. Lineage: Eukaryota; Metazoa; Chordata; Actinopteri; Perciformes; Serranidae. The transcript has 14 exons. Gene Ontology annotation, cellular component: cilium; intraciliary transport particle B; centrosome.
AUAGAGCUUCCGUAGGACAAGACUGUGUUUCCAUAGAGACCAUCUAUGGUGGAGGCGAACGAGCACCUAGCUCAGCCACAACAACGACAGAGGAGGAACCAGAACAUCCUCUGCUGCUCAGUGCUGGCAGGUCAAAAUGUCCUUCAGAGACUUAAGAAAUUUCACAGAAAUGAUGAGGGCCUUGGGCUAUCCUCGGUUGAUAUCUAUGGAGAACUUCAGAACACCAAACUUCUCUUUAGUGGCAGAAAUCCUAAUAUGGCUCGUAAAGAGAUACGAGCCUCAGAUGGAUAUUCCUACUGAUGUAGAUACAGAAUCAGACAGAAUAUUCUUCAUCAAGGCCGUGGCCCAGUUUAUGGCAACUAAGGCACACAUCAAGUUGAACACCAAACGUCUCUACCAAGCCGAUGGUUACGCAGUGAAAGAGAUGCUGAAAAUCACGUCAGUGCUGUACAGCGCUAUGAAGACCAAGCAGAUGGCCCUGGGAGACCGAACGGAGGAGGACAACAACAAGUUCAAGUUUGACUUAGGCUCACGGAUUUCAGAUCUUAAAACAGCUCGACAGCUGGCGUCUGAGGUCACAGCUAAAGGAGCAUCUCUGUAUGAUUUACUGGGAAAAGAAGUGGACUUAAGGGAAAUGAGAACUGCUGCCAUUGCCAGACCUCUGGAGAUCAAUGAGACUGAAAAGGCCCUGAGAGCUGCCAUCAAGGAGGUUUUGGAAAGUGUGGAGAAGACCAAAGACAUGCUGAGUAACGUUGUUUCGGAUGAAACCAGUCUGGACGCUAAGAUAGAAAAGAAGAAGCAGGAGCUGGAGAGGAAUCGGAAAAGGCUCCAGACACUGCAGAGUGUCAGGCCAGCCUUCAUGGAUGAAUAUGAAAAGAUUGAGGAAGAUCUACAGAAGCAAUAUGAAACCUUUGUGGAGAAGUUCAGGAACCUCUGCUUCCUAGAGUCUCAGCUGGAUGAAUACCAUAGACUGGAACAAGAGAGAUUUGAGGAGGCUGAAAACACAAUGAGGAUGAUGCAGAAUGUAUUGAGGGAGGAGGAGGAGAGGGAUCUGACGAGGAGUUCUUUGAAAGAUGAGGAUUCUGACAUGGAUGUUCCAGAGGACGAAGGUUCAGACAGCGACAUGGAAGAGUGUCGACCCUCUAAGCCACGGCCCACACGGAACGGCAUCAUGGCAGGAAGAGGAGCUCGAUUUAUCGGGAACAUGCAGGGUGGUGAUAGUGAUGAGCCCCCUUUAGCUGCUUCCAGAAGGUCAUUGCCUCGUGCCAAAAAACAACGGAAAGGAAAGAGUGAAGACAGUGAGAUCGAUGUGGAUGAGGACGAUGAGGAAGACGAUGAAGGCGAGGAGGAGGAGAGCAAGGAUUUGGAGGAUGACAGUCUGGAGGGCCCAGUGUCCAGGGGAGCUCACCCUUCCAAGGGAGGCAUGAGACAGCCUCUGCUGGAGGAGAGCGACAAUGACUUCUAAAUGAAUACAGACGAGCUCAUGAUGUUGUUUUUACAUAAUAAAGAAUUCAUAUAGUUCCUAUUUUUAAUAUCUGUACACUGUUUACCUUAAUAAAAUAUUAAUGUAAUGUU